AUGACAAUCUCCGACAUCUCGCGCUAUCCCGACCCCGUGUCAACGGUGCGGCGCAAGCUCCGCACCGACGGCGACCGUGUGCAGGGCAAGUGGGAUCUGGGGGACAUGCAAAUCGAAGGCAACGAGGGUGGGAUUAUCCCGACGGACCACCUCGGCUGGCUGCCGUCCCUGCCCGCCGACGCACCUAUUGAAGACAUCCGCGCGGCCUACGAGCGCGACGGCGUAGUACACCUUCGUGGCCUACUUCCCAUUGAGCAAGUCAUGGCGGUACGGCGGCAGUUCUUCGAGAGCGUACAGCACACCGGCGUGUUGAAGGAGGGGACCGAGCCUGUCGAGGGCAUCUACUCUGGUCUUGGCGCACAGGAUCCCUCGAUCGCUCGCGAACACCGCCUCGAAUCCGAUGACCUCCUCCUCAACCAUCGCACACAGGCCAACCACGAGAAAUACCUGUGCGAUUUCGCCGACCACCCUCUUAUCAUGGAGAUGGCAACCCGGAUCAAAAGCGGGUGGAAGAAGCCUUUCCGUUUCCGGAUGCAGCUACUCCGUACCAAUAUCCCACACGCGUACCGUUGCGCCACGCGAGUACAUUAUGACCAAAUGUAUCUCCGCGGGAUGGAGCCUGAUGCCCUCACGGCGUGGGUGCCGAUUGGCGAUAUCACCCCACUCGGAGGCGGCCUCAUGUACCUAGAGGACAGCGUUACGAUUGGCGAGGAGAUUGAGAACGGCUUCAUCGAGUGGAACAAGGACCUGCCCGACGACGAGCAAAUUGAUGCUUUCAACAUCAACAUGCUCGAGGGAGGCGGACUUACGCGUGACUGCCGCGCGUUUGCGGAACAGACUCGCCGCCGCUGGCUCAUUGCCAAUUACCAGGCUGGCGACGUUGUCUUCCACCACUGCACCAUGGUACAUUGCAGUGCGAACAACGAGGACCCAGACGAGCGGAUCCGCUUCGCGACCGACGUGCGCUUUGCGGACAAGGAGGCGGCGUUCGAGGCCCGGUGGUGGUGA
Cutaneotrichosporon cavernicola is the source of this 1008-nucleotide messenger RNA. RefSeq lists its product as uncharacterized. NCBI's taxonomy places the organism in Eukaryota, Fungi, Basidiomycota, Tremellomycetes, Trichosporonales, Trichosporonaceae. The coding region runs from base 1 to 1008 and encodes 335 amino acids. The record is from RefSeq and is a predicted model, not a curated record. The transcript has 5 exons.